Fomitopsis serialis is the source of this 1713-nucleotide messenger RNA. RefSeq lists its product as uncharacterized. The record is from RefSeq and is a predicted model, not a curated record. The coding region runs from base 1 to 1713 and encodes 570 amino acids. Lineage: Eukaryota; Fungi; Basidiomycota; Agaricomycetes; Polyporales; Fomitopsidaceae. The transcript has 4 exons.
AUGCCCGCCAUCCGCGCGCGCGACCACGACAAGGACACCGUGUCCAUUGCCAUCGCUGCAGCGGACCUCUCCAUCCGCGACCGCUCGCCCAUGUUCUCCUUCGACGACCCCGCCCACUUCGACUCCGACAACAUGAUCUUUGACUUUGACGACAUGCACGCCUACGAGCCAAAGUCGCCCUUUGUCUGGGACCCGUCCAACGACUUCACCAUGUCGUCCUCCGCGCCGUUCCCUGGCUCUCCUGACUCCACGUCAAGUCAGCUCGAUCCUCUAGCGCCUUAUUUGCCUCCGAGCGAUCGUCGAUUUAGUCCCGAGGCGCUCGGUGGUCAGACGGACGCGACGGGCUCGACGCCUGACUUCAACGAGAGCGCGCUCUACGCCAACUGGCUCGCCGACCCCGACCCGCAACCGUUCCACUCGUCCGCGGUCCCCAUCCCCAUCCCGAGCCACCAUGCGCUCCCGUCGUCGCCCAUGCAGUCACCAUACGCGUACAGCGACAGCUCCUCAGUCUUCCCAGACGUGUCCAUGUUCUCACCCCAGACCGCGUAUGCCGCUCUACAGCCACUCCCGCGGUCAUACACGCCCGACGACGCCAUCAUGACAGAUGCACUCCGGAGCGACGCGCAGGUCCCGAUGACCCCGCCAGAUGCGCUGAAGCCCGCGUGGGCGAUGCAGCUGUGGGAUUCGCCCGGCGCGCAGCCCGCUGCGCUCGUGCCGUUCCCUUCUCUGUCUGACGAUGCUUACGCAACACAGCGACAACGCGUCAACUCCCGCCGUGGGAUCACUCCCGUCACGCAGCUGUUCCAAUCGUCGUCCGCCCCCUCCGUCUCCCACGCCCGCCCGCCGCCUCUUUCCCGCGGGUACAGCCGCCGCGCGGAAUCCAUCAGCGAACACGACGACGCCACCAUCCGGAAGAAGAAGCGUGCUGGCUCUGAGGAAGAGAUCCUCCCGGUGGAGAAACGAGCGGAGACACCACCGCUCAAGUCGACUCUUCGCCCCCCUAAGCUCGCGCCCUCCGCUUGGCAGCUGUAUUUCACCGAUUGGAUUGCGCGACACCAGGCGUCCAGUUCGAAGAAGCUGAACGUCGCACAAGCUGCCAAGGAGGCUGGGCAGGAAUACGCCAAGCUGAGCGACGCUGAGAAAGAGCCGUACAAGCACCGCUCUCAGGAGGCGAAGGAUACGCGCGAGCGCGAGCUUGCUGCGUACAUGAAGACGCUCACGCCCGAGGACAUCAAGCGCGAGAAUGCGUUCCGAACCGCGCAACGUCGGGCGGGCAAGUCACGUAAGGGAAACAUCAAGGACCCGAACGCACCGAAGAAGCCGCUGAGCGCGUAUUUCAUGUUCUUGCAGCGUAUUCGGUCGGAUCCCGAAUUGGUUAAGGAGGUCUUUGGUGAUGAAACCGAGACGACCAAGCAGAGCGUCCUGGCCGCAGGCAAGUGGCGCUCAAUGACCGAUGAGGAACGAAAGCCGUUCCUCGCUCAGGCCGAGCAGGAGAAGCUGGAAUACGAAUCCGCAAGAAAGCUUUACGAGGAAGGCACUACCGGGUACGGAACAAGUAUCAACUUCAGCAUCCUGCCCAGUAGCUCUAUCAACUCGAUGCCGUUCCCGAGGAGCGCAUUGCGACAGCCGAAGCAAGAACCUUUCAGCUCCGAGAGCGAAAGUGACGGCUUUACUACGGACGAUGGCGCCGAUCUGCCGACGCGUCGCUCAUGA